CACGAAAUCAAAUUACAUUUACGCGCCGAUGCACUACUAUGCUCGCGAUUGUUUCGCUUUUCGUAAGUUUCUUCCCGGUGACAGUUCCUCGAUUGGUGAUCUUUUUUCUUCGUAUUUAUUCAUCGUAUCUUCCUUAGUGGUAAUGGGUGGAAUAUUCGCGUAUCUCAAUUAUCUGACACCAAAGAGCAGAAAGGAAAUUCUCGAGUUCCUGGUUGGUGGUUUAAAGAGAUUGGAAUAUCGAGGCUAUGAUUCGGCAGGUGUUGCACUUGACAGCGCCGAUGGCAAGGAUAUCUCAAUUAUUAAAAAGCAAGGAAAAGUCAAGGCUCUCGAAGAAGAGAUUUUUUGUAAUACUGAUAUUGACUUCGACUCAAAGAUUCAUAGCCAUGUUGGUAUUGCACAUACUCGUUGGGCGACUCAUGGUAUCCCAUCGGAAGUAAAUUCGCAUCCUCAAAGAUCAGAUACUGAUCAUGCUUUUGUGGUUGUACACAAUGGCAUCGUGACAAACUAUAAAGAAGUGAAGACGUUACUCCAGCAAAGGGGCUACAAUUUCGAGAGUGAAACCGACACGGAAGUAAUCGCCAAGCUCAUUCACCAUCUUUGGGUGCAGCAUCCUGGUUACUCGUUUCGCGAACUGGUCGAGCAAGUUGUUCAACAAUUGGAAGGUGCAUUUGCUCUGUGCUUCAAGAGCAAAUAUUUUCCGGGCGAAUGUGUGGCAACGAGAAGAGGAUCACCACUUCUUGUGGGUAUUAAAACAAAAACAAGAUUGGCCACUGAUCAUGUACCCAUCUUAUAUGGAAAAGAUGAAUCUCCAUGCGUAAGCAAAGAAGGUGAAGCGCCGACACAAGAUCAUCGUCCGCAUGGCCGAAAUACUGAACUUCCGGUGAUACCACGCAGCGAGAGUACUUCCGAAUUUCAACCAUUGGAAGAUAAAGAAGUCGAAUAUUUCUUUGCUUCUGAUGCCAGUGCUGUGAUCGAACACACAAAUCGUGUUAUAUUUCUGGAAGAUGAUGAUGUAGCUGCCGUGAAAGAAGGUGCUCUUAGCAUUCAUCGACUUCGUCGAUGCAUGGAUGAUCCUCAUGCAAGAGAAAUUACUACGUUGAAGAUGGAAAUCCAACAGAUCAUGAAGGGUAACUAUCAAUAUUUCAUGCAGAAGGAAAUCUUUGAGCAACCUGAAUCAGUGGUAAACACUAUGAGAGGACGUUUGAAUUUCCAGGAUAAUUCUGUCACGUUGGGAGGUAUUAAAGAUUACAUUCCUGAGAUCAAAAGAUGUAGACGGUUGAUGCUUAUUGGCUGUGGAACAAGCUAUCAUUCUGCUAUUGCUACUAGACAACUUUUGGAAGAAUUAACUGAAUUGCCAGUUAUGGUUGAAUUAGCUUCUGAUUUCCUAGAUAGAAACACGCCAGUAUUUAGAGAUGAUGUUUGUUUCUUUAUCUCACAAUCAGGCGAAACAGCAGAUACGCUAAUGGCUUUACGAUAUUGUAAAGGACGUGGAGCUUUAAUAGUCGGUAUUACCAAUACUGUAGGCAGUAGUAUUUGUCGUGAAUCACACUGCGGUGUUCAUAUAAAUGCUGGUCCUGAGAUUGGUGUUGCCAGUACAAAAGCUUAUACCUCUCAAUUUAUUUCUCUUGUAAUGUUUGCUUUGGUUAUGAGUGAAGACAGAAUUUCUCUUGGUAAUAGACGUCAACAGAUUAUUGAAGGAUUAAAAAAUUUGGAUAAUCUUAUUCGUAAAGUUCUUCAACUUGAUAGUAAAGUCAAAGAAUUAGCAAAAUCUUUAUUCCAACAUAAAUCCUUGUUGAUUAUGGGUAGAGGAUACAAUUUUGCGACGUGUAUGGAGGGUGCUCUGAAAGUUAAGGAAUUGACGUAUAUGCAUAGUGAAGGUAUUAUGGCAGGCGAAUUAAAACAUGGUCCUUUAGCACUUGUAGAUGAUUCAAUGCCAGUGAUAAUGAUCGUUAUGAGAGAUCCAGUUUAUAUAAAAUGCAUGAAUGCUUUACAACAAGUUACAGCACGAGAUGGUAAACCAAUUGUUAUCUGUGAAGAAGGAGAUAGUGAAACGAAAAUGUUUGCAGAUAAAGUUCUUGAAGUACCUAAGACAGUGGAUUGUCUUCAAGGAAUUCUUACUGUUAUUCCAAUGCAACUUUUAUCUUUCCAUAUUGCAGUUCUUCGUGGAUGUAAUGUUGAUUGUCCAAGAAAUUUAGCAAAAUCGGUCACGGUUGAAUAAAAUUUCAUUUAAGAACAUAAGGGAUUUAUUUCAAAUAUUGUUAUUGUUAAAUAUUGAAUUUGAAUUGAAUUUGAAUUAUAAAAAAUAAUACGGCACAGAAGAAAUUUUCGAAAUAAUAUGAAAUUGUUAUCGAUUACAUUUUGAUACGUUUUUAAAUACUAAAUAUCGUAUUAAAGUACGAAUAAGAUAAAUGCAAUUGUAUUUAUUUCUUGUAUUUGUGAACGUGUUAGAAAAUAUUUACAGUUAGCUAUUAGUCUUUAUAUUAAUCUUAUUAAAAAACAAAUACUUUUUAGUAAAAUCAAUGAAGAAGUUCCUUACAUGGAACUAAAUUAAUUGACUUUCCAGAAAAUAAUUCCAGUGCAUUUAAUAAUUGUAUAUAUUUAUACCAAUUAAUAAGAAACAAAAGGAAAAAUAUAUAACGCUUUUCAGAUUAUAAAUAAAAUGUAAUUCUAUUUCUUAUAAUCAAGUUGAAUAAGACUGCAGAAAAAGAAGAAUUGUAUCGUGAUCUUAUGCUACGAUAUUUACAUGUGAUUAUUCUGAAAAAUGUUCAUAUGUGCGUAUGCAGAUGUGUAUAUUUCAUAAAUUUCAAUCGAGAUAAAAAAAACAAACAAUAAUGGAUUAGGUCUAAUAGAAAAUUAAACGAUUGAAAGAAAUAAUAAUAAUUUAUGUAUAUGAUAAUCGUAUUUUUUACUUCAUAGUAAAAUAUGAUUUUUAUCAUAUGCUUUGAAAAAUUUCUAUUUUGUACAGUAUUUAAGACAGGAACAAAUAUGAAAUGUUUUUACUUAAUAAAUAUCUUCGAUUUUGCUACGAAAAAUAUAUAUGAGAACAACUUAUAAGUAAAUUUUGUUACUGAUGUAAUAUAUUCAUGUUUAAAAAUGUUGUAAAAUUUACGGAUUUUAUCUAUAAUAUAUGUAGUAAAACUUUGAUGUUCCAUCUUAUAGCUGUAAAAAAUUUCCGGUUUCUUGUUUGUUGACUAAAUAUAAUAGAAAAAUAAAUGUAAUUUUUAUAUUGAUUAGUUGAGGUGUUGGAAAAAUAACAUAAUCGUCUGUAAUUUACUUAUAAGGUCAUAUAUAAUAUCUUUUAAAGUAUAUUAAGCAACAAAUAAACUUUUAGAAGAUAUAAAUAUAAAUAUAUAUAUAUAUAUACACACACACACACACACACACACACACACACACACAUAUAUAUGUUAUUCAUAUCAAAUUAUAAUAUGUGUUCAACAAAAUGCACAUGGAUGUACAUUUUUUUUUAAAUAUAAUCACAAUUAAAAUGUAAAUGUAUUGAAUAAAUUGUUAAAGAAAAA
Messenger RNA from Apis laboriosa (Himalayan honeybee), 3521 nucleotides. Its product is annotated as glutamine--fructose-6-phosphate aminotransferase [isomerizing] 2. The transcript is spliced from 15 exons. The coding region runs from base 29 to 2218 and encodes 729 amino acids. NCBI's taxonomy places the organism in Eukaryota, Metazoa, Arthropoda, Insecta, Hymenoptera, Apidae. Gene Ontology annotation, biological process: UDP-N-acetylglucosamine metabolic process; fructose 6-phosphate metabolic process; protein N-linked glycosylation. The record is from RefSeq and is a predicted model, not a curated record. Gene Ontology annotation, molecular function: carbohydrate derivative binding; L-glutamine:D-fructose-6-phosphate transaminase (isomerizing) activity.